CUUUUUUUUUUUUCUUGGUCGACCUUUCAGCCAACUAUUAUUCAACGUUUAAGUUUGAAGUCUUGGCGGUUUUAAUACUGCAAGAAUACUAUCUUUUUAUUUUUCGUUUUUUUUUCAUUUGUGACCCUGUCCACUGAUUAAUUUCUUGAGCUGGAUUCAGUUUCUGCUACAAUUUAUUUAGAAUUCAAAUACGUGAGCGAGAGAAUUGAUUUGGGAAUCAAGUAAAGAUUGAAUCUUUGUGAGAGAAUCUAAAGAUUUACGUGAGGGAAUGAAUGGAUUGUUGCAGAUGAGCUUAAAAAAAAUCAAUCUUGAUGAAUUGGGGGUUUGAUUUGUGACGUGGCAAUAAGACUGUGCCAAAGUGGAAACUUGACAGAUUUUCUUCUAUUAAGAAAAUGAACACUGUAUUUGCAUAAUAUUGGCAUGAGAUGAUUUAAACGAGUAGCGGAACCGAAUUGGUACUGAGGCGUAUUUGUUGUUGUUGUAAGAGAAUGAAUACUGUGGGGAGGAUAGGUAGCUAUAUAGGUCGAGGCGUACGUAGUGUUUCUGGGACUUUAAAUCCAUUUGGUGGUGCUGUGGAUAUCAUAGUGGUGAAGCAACCAGAUGGGAGUUUGAAAUCCUCUCCUUGGUAUGUUCGAUUCGGAAAGUUUCAGGAGGUUUUGAAGGCAAAAGAAAAGGUGGUUAAUGUAAGUGUCAAUGGCGUGGAAGCGGGUUUCUGUAUGAAUUUAGAUAGUAGAGGGCAAGCAUACUUUCUAAGGGAGCUGGACAUGGUAGAUGGAGAUUCUUUAACUACUCGAACAUCCGAACAGCUAGCAACUUUGAAUCUGAAGGAGGGAAAGAAUGUAGUUGUAUUCACAUGCUCGAAACAGCAGGUUGAUGCGUGUAUAUAUUUGUGGCGAUGGGACACAAAUAUUGUAGUCUCUGAUGUUGAUGGAACAAUUACUAGAUCUGAUGUUCUAGGACAGUUCAUGCCUUUGGUUGGGGUGGAUUGGUCACAGUCAGGCGUUGCACAUCUCUUUUCGGCUAUCAAGGAGAACGGCUAUCAAUUGCUUUUCCAAAGUGCACGUGCUAUUUCACAGGCCUAUCUCACUAGACAAUUCUUGUUUAAUCUUAUGCAGGAUGGAAAGGGAUUACCAGAAGGACCUGUUCUUACAUCGCCUGAUGGACUUUUUCGUUCUUUAUUUCGAGAAGUGGUUACAAGAUCUCCUCAUGAAUUCAAAAUUACUUGCUUACAGGAUGUCAAGGCAUUGUUCCCUUCUGAUAGGAAUCCCUUCUAUGCUGGUUUUGGAAACAGAGACACCGACAAGCUCAGCUACCUCAAGGUUGGAAUACCUGAAGGAAAAAUCUUCACCAUCGAUCCCAAGGGCCAAAUUGUUAUGAACCACCACAUAGAUACAAAGUCAUACACCUACAUACAUGGUUGCGUCGAUGGCAUGUUUCCACCCUUGUCCUCACGUGAGCAGAUUUGUUAUGGACAAAGUGUUAUUACUAAGAGGAGGUUUUUUCGCCGUUGAUGGGUAAAUGACUGGAGAGUGUGAUGCUACUGAUGCAUUCAUCGUUGUGAAUGACACAUAUACUGGAAUAAUGGAGACCUGCAUUUGAAGAAAAUUCUCUCUGAACUUUAUGUAGGGGAUCUGGUCUCUGUGUAACUGGUUUUGUCAAGAAAUGUCCACCUUAAGAGCGAAAGGAAGGUUCGUUUUAUCAAAUGCUCUAGAUAUUAGAUUGUUAGAAUAAGAUUUUCCCCUUUUACGCAUGAAGAGCCCAUUGUGUUUGUCAAUCUGUAUCCUAUAAUUCAUGUGUAGGUUUUUUUUUAAUCACAGAUCGACAGGUGAUCCGUCCUA
Molecule: messenger RNA, 1838 nt
Organism: Nicotiana tabacum (common tobacco)
Lineage: Eukaryota; Viridiplantae; Streptophyta; Magnoliopsida; Solanales; Solanaceae
Product: phosphatidate phosphatase PAH2
Biological process (GO): lipid metabolic process
Molecular function (GO): phosphatidate phosphatase activity
Source: RefSeq, a predicted model, not a curated record